UCGAGGAAUUUCACUGUAGUCUGUACAGCGCAAAAUAAUUGUGUUCUAAACUUUUUAAAGUAAAAUCAAAAUAAAAUAGUAAUUAUAGUUUUGUUGUAAAAAAAUCUAGUUAUAGGGAGAUAAGAUUCAGCUAUUAAACAAUCAGUUCGCUUAGCUCUAAAACGUGAUUGCUUUCUAAGCUUCCCAGUGUUUGUGAAGAUGGCUCGCCAAAUUUACUUUGUUUUGGCAUUUAUUUGCCUCGUCUCGAUAGUUUACGCGUGUAACGAGGCGAUAUGUGCUAGUGUGGUGUCCAAAUGCAUGUUAACCCAGUCUUGCAAGUGUGACCUCAAGGAUUGCUCCUGCUGUAAAGAUUGCUUCAACUGCCUCAGCUAUUUAUACAGUGAAUGCUGCAGUUGUGUUGACAUGUGUCCGAAGCCCAAUGACACAGCCACUGAGCUAUCAAAAGCAUCAUACGUAGAAGAAUUGACAGAUAACGUGCCUGGACUCUUUGCCGCUCUCACCAGUGAUCCUGACCCUCAGAAGAGAUGGUUAUCCAUCACGUAUCCAGUGGAUAUUGAUUUGUCGGCUUUUCGACCAGCAUCAGAGAAGCAACUUGUGUACCAUUUACAGAGUGUGGAACAGGAGCCAGCUCCGGUCAGCAGGAACAUGCUGACGUUCAACUGCACCGUGGCGUACAUGUCCCAGUGCAUGUCAAACGACAAGUGCCGCGCCUCGUGCAGCUCCAUGGGCUCCAAUAGCUUCAGAUGGUUCCACGAUGGCUGUUGCGAGUGUGUGGGCGACAAGUGCUUGUACUACGGCAUCAAUGAGAGCAGGUGUCUAGCGUGUCCAGGAGGAAAGGAGGGUACAGACAGUCCGUUAGACGACGACCUGUCAUACGACGACUUGGACUACGGCGAAGAGGUCGACGCACAGUCUGUUUAAAAAAAAACAAUUUUUAAAAUAAGAACAGUCCGUUCAAAGUUAUUUUACAUUCGAAUGGACUUUAUGACGACGAUAUAAGGAUUUAAAUUGUAGAAACUCAGUGGUAAAUCAUUCUGAACGCACUGUUAUGUAUUUCGGAGGAAUAAGGGCUCAUGAGCCAUACAAUUUAGAUGUUACUUUUGUUUAAGUAAUAGUAUAUACUAUCGAUUACAUGUAAUACAGGUACUGUACAAGAAUGUUUAAAUAUUAUAAGGAUAACACAAACGACGCACAUGUGGAAAUACGCUACACCUAAGUGACCUACCCUACCUCGCGUUCCAUUAAGCGUUAUAAACGAUCAAAACGUUCAAAAUGCCUCCUAUUUUGAGUGUUUUAGACGUAUUUAACGCUUAAUGGAACUCGGGGCUAGUGUGGUCAAGCCUUAACCCAUCAGUCCCCAAGCGGCACCCGGCUGUCGCAUAACAAUUGAAAUCUAUUGUGUCUGCGAUUCCCACGAUCGAGGUAUUAACAGCCAAUUUUAGCCAUAGUCCAAACUACGAAGCUAGUUGGAAAAUCUUAUAAAAAUGACAAUAUAAAGUUUCUUUUACCUCAAGAUUUGGUACUGAAAACUCGCUGACUAAUCACAAAACUAUAUCACAAUGCAGCGAAACUAGAAAACCAAUAACACCUGACUCGCUCUGAUUAUGUGUGCUCUCUUUCACAUAUUGUACAAGUUACGCCUCUAGUCCACCGACGCUGCGUACUGCGAAAUCAAUGCGAAACCGUAAUAGAGCGAGAUGCAAUAUAACGCAUUGUCGUGUGGCGGAUGAGACAGUAAAUCGGUUCGCCGCUGUUUCGCGGUUCGCAGCGUCGAUGGACUAGAGGCAUUACAGUACAAAUUCCAAUUUUGAAUUUAUCACUUUUAUUCGAAUCUCUUUUAACAUUGAAUAAUCUCUUGUGAUUAUUUAAAUGAUUUAUGGAAUUGAAUUUAAUCCUUUCUAUUUUCGAUUUUUUUAUUGAGUAUAGUUUUUAUUAUUCGUAGUUGAGUAGGGUAGUUUUUGUAUUCGGUAAAAGCGCUUUAAACUUUUGUUUAAUGUAUUUUUUGUACUAUUUUUCUUUUUUUAACAUUGUCCAUACAUCUUUCCAGUCACAUUAUAUUAUAAGAUUAUGUUAAGUAAAACGUGCCUUAGUAAUAAUUAAGUUAAGUAAAUAGUUUUUUACAAAACGUAUUUUUAAGAGACUGAAUGUUUAUAAAGUCUGGUCGCUGGAUGGAUAGAAAAUCUACUUGUCUCUUUCACACGCAUAUGUUCGGCUCACAAAAUGUAUCAAAUCGAGAUACAAAUAGGAUAUAUCACUGCAAUGUAUUCACGUUAGGCUGCAGCACCAACAUAGACAGUAGACAAGAAGUUAAAGAUAUAUGCAAUAGCCAAUAUUGCAUAGUAUGCAACAUGUCAGAUUUGAUCGGAUUGUUUACUGUAUGUACUGUCAGGACUAUAAUCUAAUGGCGUUUUCGGCAUCUGAACUGCCCGGGGCAGGGUGGGCCGAUAGGAUACGGAAACAUCCGAAGUUUAAAUCAAGAACAUUUAAAAUUACGUAUUGCAUAGUACUAGUGCGUUACGGCUAAUAUAAGGCUACGAGUCCGGUGGACAAAAACAAAAAUAAGAAAAAUAACUAAGGUAACAGACAUAUUAAUAAAAACUAGAAAACUAAAAUGGAACUGGAUUGGACAUAUAACACGAACAGACAAUGAGAAAAAAGGACCAAGGACUUAAUGGAAUGGUAUCCUAGACAAGGGAAAAGACGAUGACCUUCCAAAAGGAUGGAGGAGAUUUGCCAGGGACAAAGACAAAUGGAAGGAAAUGGGGUAGGCCUAUGUCGAAGGACAACCUGACUAAAUGUGUUUUUUAUUGUUUUGCUAUAAAAAAAUUACGGUUACAGUCGGUGAAUAAAGGCUUUAUUUAUUUACGAGCUUUUGCCCGCGGCUUCGCUCGCGUUAAG
This is a messenger RNA of Aricia agestis (brown argus), 2898 nucleotides long. RefSeq names its product protein twisted gastrulation (gene cv). The transcript has 6 exons. Lineage: Eukaryota; Metazoa; Arthropoda; Insecta; Lepidoptera; Lycaenidae. Gene Ontology annotation, biological process: regulation of BMP signaling pathway. Bases 199 to 921 code for a protein of 240 amino acids. The record is from RefSeq and is a predicted model, not a curated record.